ACUGACCUGAACGGCAUCGGCGCCAAAAAUGCCUUUACUGUUUCAUCUCAUAUCCGAAAUAAAAGCACUGCUCCUGUAAAACAAAGAAAAUGGGAGACUGGAACUUCCUUGGUGGGAUCUUGGAGGAGGUGCACAUCCACUCCACCAUGGUGGGAAAGAUCUGGCUCACCAUCCUCUUCAUAUUCAGGAUGUUGGUGCUGGGCGUCGCCGCGGAGGACGUGUGGAACGACGAGCAGUCGGACUUCAUCUGCAACACCGAUCAACCCGGCUGCAGGAACGUCUGCUACGACCAGGCCUUCCCCAUCUCCCUCAUCAGGUACUGGGUGCUGCAGGUGAUCUUUGUCUCCUCGCCCUCGCUGGUGUACAUGGGCCACGCCAUCUACCAGCUGAGGGCGCUGGAGAGAGCGGCACUGCAAGAAGGUGACCCUCCGUCGAGAGCUGGAGGCAGUGGACGUGGAGCUGUCGGAGGUGCGGAGACGGACGAGAAAGAGAUGAGGCAGCUGGAGCAGGGGAAGCUCAACAAGGCUCCUCUGAGGGGUUCUCUGUUGUGCACCUACAUGGCCCACAUUGUGACUCGCUCAGUGGUGGAGGUCAGCUUCAUGAUGGGUCAGUACCUCCUCUAUGGACACCACCUGAGUCCUCUUUACAAGUGUGAACGGGAGCCGUGUCCGAAUGUGGUGGACUGCUUUGUCUCCAGACCCACAGAGAAAAGCCUCUUCAUGAUGUUCAUGCAAGCCAUCGCCUCUAUCUCCCUCUUCCUCAGCCUCCUUGAGAUCAUGCACUUGGGCUACAAGAAGCUUAAGAAGGGCAUCCUGGACUACUAUCCCCAUCUGAAGGACGACCUUGAUGAUUAUUACGUGAACAAGUCCAAGAAGAACUCAGUUGUCCAUCAGGGUUGCAUGGGCACCUCAGCGGGACGCAAGACUACAAUCCCCACAGCACCAAUUGGGUACACACUUCUGCUGGAGAAGCAGGGAAACGGGCCUAACUACCCUCUGCUCAAUGCCUCCUCUGCCUUCAUACCAAUACAAGGAGAUGCUGGCGCAAAACCAGACAACCACAAGGACAGCAAGGAGGAGGUGCUGUCGAGUCCCACAGAGCAGAACAGCAACUCAAACAACACCAGCAGUGAGACACGUUCACCUCCUGUCGACAAGCAGGAGGAACCAGAAGAACAAUCCUCUCCCCGCCAUGGGAACCUGGAGUGUGCACGUUCUGAGUAUCCCACCCUGCCUGUAGCAGAUGCCUCUUCCUGCGCUGCACUGACAGCAAUUGCGAGGAAGUCACGGAGGGUCAGUCCACCAUGGCACUGCUCCACAGUGGUAGAGGGGAACGGUUCAGACAGUGGCGACUCCUACCACGGUGUGAGCAGCAUGAAGCUCCGCGGCGGCUGUGUGGGCCCCAGAGCGAGGAUGCUGUCAAAGUCGGACAUGAAGAGACCAAGCAGGUCUCAGAGUCCAGACUCAGUGGGGGAACUGAGUUCUGUGUCUCGGCACAGUCGCGAGAGCAACAGCCCCAUCGCCUCCUCUCCUCCGAACCGCAGAGUGUCAGCGGCGAGCACAACCAGCAGCAGCAGACGAGCUCCCACUGACCUGCAGAUAUAAACACGCGAGGUGCUUCUCAAAGGCCUUGUUUAGACUGCAGUCCAGAUUGGAUUUUUAAGUACAUCUAGAUUGUAUCUAGCUUGAUUAUUUUGCUAGUCUGAGCGGCUGAAAAACACAAGAUUUUUCCAAAGCCAAUUCAAACCGGAUAGGGAGGUGGUUGCGAAUGCAAUUCUGAUUGGCUUUUUACAGAUCCAUUUCAAUCUGACAUUACUACAGCUUAAAUGUAAACUGAGAAAAUGUCACUGUAACAAAACAACUGUUUUAAAAGGUGGUUAAAACCACAGCACUCUGUGUCAUUCCCAGGUCGUUUCCACGUGGACCUUUAAUGAUUUGCUGUUUGUCUGGAACAGAUGUGUGAAUGGAAAAAAACGCACAAAUCCAUAAUGUUGUUUCACACUGUUACGCAACCAGACACUUUCAAAUCAGUCACAAAUGAAUUAAUGCAGCUACUGUUAGAACAAAAAAUACCAUUGCAUGAAAACAGUAAAAAUAAUAUCUCUGUUUUACUUCUUUCAUCAAGGGCUGAGUGAUAUGAAAGUUUAUCAUAAUAGAAAAACUGGUAAAAAUGUUGUAGAAACCAAUUAAUUGUAGUUUUAAAAUUAUUCAUGAGCAGAAAAUUACAAAACCUUUUUUUAUGUAUUUGAUAUCAAUUAAAAUGUUACAGACCAAUCUCUGUUUUUUUUAUUGUCUGUAUUUCAGAUGAACCAUGUUUUAAGGAAGAAUGUCUCAUAAACAGGCAGACACCAGACACCAAAUGCUGGAAAAAAAAAAGAUUAUUCUUGUUGCAAAACAAAAAAUGACACUUUGUGUUCACCGUACGACCAUGACUGUAACAAAAAACAUUACGUACUCAACAAAAACGGCUACGGUUUCACGUUUUUCUAAUUUACACAAAUAUAUUUGACAAAACUCCACUUCUUUACUCCGCAGGCGACGGUUCAUACUGCAUCAGCUGGAAAAAGAUACGGAAAAGAGGUCAGAGGUUAGAGGUCAGAGAAAAGAAGGACGUUUCGAUGUGUGUGUGUGUGUAUGUGUGUGUGUGUGUGUGUGUGUGUGUCUAAGCAGCUUCUCACCUUGUUCCUCAGCUCUUUGUUCUCCUCCAUGAGCAGGUUGCACUUCUGCUGAAGAUCAGCCAGCUCCGAGCGAAGAGUCUCAGAGUCUGCUGGCUCUGGACCAGCUGCACCGAGGUGAAGCUUUAUGAAGCUGUGCAGGUCGGUCAAGGUCAAUGUCAACAUUCAGUUAAAAGCUGAUGUCAGUGUUGUCGCUAACAAACACACUUAUAUUUUGGCGGAAGUUGUAAUUGACACUCUGUGUGUAUAGUAUGUUGCUUGUACUCAAGAAAAGGAUACUCUAGUGCAUUGUUGGGUUUGUCAGUUUCCUCAUAAAGUGCCACGAGAACUGCAAAAGAGACGAGAUGGUGAUGAGGCAGCUCAGCAGAGAUGAAGGUGAAACAGAGGUGAAGCAGGGAACUGUCUCAGUAUGAUGGUAAAACACUACUGAAUACCCACUUUCAGAGAACACAUGAUGCGUUUUUGUUUUGUUUUGGUUCUGUCUCAAGUCGGGUUCAGUCAUGUCAAAUAAUAUGGUAAUAUCAAGUUUUUUAGGGUUACUCAUAUGUUAUUUUAAAAAUUACUUCAUUGGAAAUACUGCAUAAACAUUUAAUAAAUAGAUGCAUAACCGGAAAAAUAAGUGAUAAUACGUCAAAACUUAUAUAACAUUAUAACACUGCCGCCCUCCUUUAUAGAAGACAUGACUAUGUGACUUUUUAUGGUGUGGUGGUUGUUCUGGUUGAUUUUGGGUCCCCUGAGGCCCAUAGAACUCCUCGAAACGCCUCUGAACUGUCACCUCCACCGUGUUGUGUGUGUGUGUGUUUGUGUGUGUGAGAGCUUGAACUCACCACUUGUUAAAGUGUCCAAUACUCCCGAUUUCUCCAAGUAUCUUCUGAACUGCUCUCGCUUCGCUUCCGGAGCCUGAAAAAUCACAACAAAUAUAUCAUUUCCAACCGGAAGUCAGCAGGACACAAAUGAAUCAAAGACAUUUUGAACUCUUUAGAGAGUUUUAUUACGUAAGUCGUCUAAACGACAACAAAAUAAAGACGAACUCAGCCUGUGGUGCGUUCACGGCCUAGUUUCUACAUUGCUACGAUGCUACGCAGUUAGCACAUGCUACGUGGAACGAACCACAAACUUUUAUUUGUGUUAACUUUGUAAAUAAAGCUUCUGCCGCUGCACAUGUACUUACUCUGUAAUGGGCCAUGAUUGUAGUGACAGGUGUGGGGUUUCCGUAGGUGUGAAAACUGUCAGGUUAAUUAAGUCAGAAUUUCACCAGCUGUUUGUUUGUGUCAACACGCGCCGGAGUCGUUACCAUAACAACACGCCAAUGACGGUAAACGUAAAGGACUUGUUUUUAAUAUUCUUUCUAUUUUUUUCUUUUUUAACCUAAUUAACUUACAGUUUGAAAAAAGCCACUAAACUACAGAGAAGAGUUUAAACGAGUUGCGUUUGAACGGAGUUCUAGUGUAAGUGUGUGUGCUGCUGUUGUAUUCACGUGCCAACUGGAGAACUGGUGUUGCCAGGUUGGACAAAUAAAAGUUAAAUUCUUCAAG
This is a messenger RNA of Solea senegalensis (Senegalese sole), 4209 nucleotides long. RefSeq names its product gap junction alpha-9 protein-like. Lineage: Eukaryota; Metazoa; Chordata; Actinopteri; Pleuronectiformes; Soleidae. Gene Ontology annotation, biological process: cell communication. Gene Ontology annotation, cellular component: connexin complex. The record is from RefSeq and is a predicted model, not a curated record.